CAAAACGAGGAAUGAAUCUCUUUUCAGUUCCGCACAUUCGUGCACGAGAGCAAGAAGCCAUUUUCGGGCGUGCGAAUAGAGAUCAUCAUUCAUCAUCAGGACGCGGUGACGAAGAAGAAGCUGAAACGGAAACCCAAUUCGAAUACCAGGUACUAAUCUUAAACCUGAGAAUUUGUUUGGAAACUUAAACUCAACUUAGGGCUAGAAUGGGGGAAGUUCAUUGGUCUUUUGAAUUUGCCAACAUGUUCAUCCCAUCAGAGGAUUAUGCAAAUUAGGUUUUCCAGGUUCAGGAUUUGGAUUGUUUCAUUGCUAGGGAAUUUCUGGGGUUAUUAGGGUUUAGGCUUUUUUUUUUUUCUUUUUUUUUUUUUGUGUGGGGAAUAGCGAGUGAAAGAGCUAUGAAAGGACGGUCUCAUCAUCGUCUUCAGAAUUCGGACCCUCCGGACGACUGGGUUAAUGGUUCUUGGACUGUGGACUGUGUGUGUGGUGUGAAUUUCGAUGAUGGGGAAGAGAUGGUCAAUUGCGAUGAGUGUGGUGUUUGGGUGCACACCAGGUGUUCACGCUAUGUGAAGGGAGAUGAUAUUUUUGUUUGCGAUAAAUGUAAGAGCAAGAAUAAUAGGAAUAAUAGCGAAGAAACUGAGGUUGCACAAUUGUUGGUUGAGCUUCCUACUAAGACCAUGAGAAUGGAGAGCGCUUAUGCUUCCAGUGGACCUCCUCGCCGUCCUUUUAGGCUUUGGACCGACAUUCCAAUUGAGGAGAGGGUACAUAUCCAAGGAAUCCCGGGCGGUGAUCCUGCUCUAUUUGGUGGGUUGCCUUCUGUUUUUACUCCAGAGCUGUGGAAGUGCACUGGGUAUGUCCCCACAAAGUUUAAUUUCCAGUACAGGGAGUUCCCUUGUUGGGAUGACAAGGAGAAUGAUUCUCGAAAGGAUGAAGAAAAUGAGAAUCCUGUUGAUAAAGGUGCUGGUGUUCUCUUCUCUUUGUCGAAGGAGAGUGUUUUAGCAACUCCCGUGGCUGCUUUGGUCAGUCUGAGAGGUGCUUAUGAUGAAGGUGCUUGUGACCGUAAGGUCUCUUUGAAAGGGAUAAAAAAGUGGGAGAGUGAUGACUUAGAUGUUAGGGGAGCACAGAAUGGUGUGAAGAAGGAGAGAACCUUACUUCGGUCUGUUGUAGUACAUUCUGGUAAGCGGAAGAAAGAAGAUAUAGGGACAUCUAAAGAUCGCACGAGUAGGAAGAAGGCUAGACCUGCUGAGAAAGAGGCCGAUGCCAAGAAGAGAAGUGCGCAUUCUUCUAGAACAGUGUUGACACCCUCCAGUGAUGCAAAACAAUUGGAAUUUUAUGAAGACAGAGGCUUGAAGUUUUCGAAGACUGAAAUUCAGAGUAUGAAGAACAAGAAUUUGAGGGAUGCUGUGGUUAGAGAACCUUUAUCUGAUGGUUGUCCGGCAGCAUGCGACAACGCUAAAAAGCACACUUCAGAAGUGCCCAGGCAUGAUUUUAACAUGGCUACCGGUCAGAAUGAAGAGAAGGUUGACAACCAGCAUCCUGCAGUGCUAGGAAGUUCUCCCAAAACUGAUGAUGCUGUUGCAACAUCAGCAGAGCAUGGUGAUGCAGGGAAUAUUCAUGUAAAGGAAGAGGAAGAUAAAAUGGAAAUCAAUAAGCUAGAUGAUAGUUCUAAAGGUCCAGAUAGAAUUGCUGUGAAGCCUCCUCUUGAUGAUAUGGCUAGUAUUGCACCAGAAGUCAAGGACAAUCAAAUUCAAGAAUCUAGUGGUGACAAGUCGCUGAGUUCCGAAAAACUUGAUUUUGAAGUAAAAACAGAAUGUGAUGGGAAUUCUAGGCCCCUGUUGAACUUUCAGUCUUCUCCUUAUGGUGAUGCAAAAGAUCCAGGCAUAGCUUCUGAUCACAUGUCUGAAAUUUCUAAACUGAAUGAUACAACUGUAAGCAGUUCACAAUCCAGUGACCAUAAGGCACAAGAUAUAGACAGAAGUUUGGAAGCAGUCGGUGAUUCUCGUAGAGACAAUGCUGAUGAAUUAUCUAGCAACCCUUGUCAGCAAAAACAAGAAUUGGAGGGUCCUGAAAAUUCCUUGAGUGUGCAGAAAUCUUCUUCAGAACAAAGACAUACUUUUGAGUUUCCUGAAGAGCAUUCCAAACCAGGAGGAAUUAUCUCGAAUUUGCCUGCUGUGCCAAGUCAGCGUAAAUUAGGAGCAAGUGUUGGAAAAUCUUCUUCUACUUCAUCCACCAUAUUGAUAGCCAAAUCAUCCACUUCCUCUAAAUCUGCUGAUGCUCUAAAUUCUAAUUCCAUUGCAAAACAACAAGUCAUUCCAGAAUGCAAUGUUAGUUCUAGGAAAGAUCAUCCUUCAUAUGAUGUCAGGGAUGAAGCAAGGGAUGACAUGCCAAGGAAAAUCGUAAAAGAGCAUCCAAAAUCAUUUACAAAUUCGGCUCCAAAGCCCUCCCACUCAGGCAGGACUCAUGAUUCUGCUUCCAAGCAAACCACAUCAGAAUCAAAAGAUUCUGGGCCUUUUUUAUCUUCCAAGACAUCUUCUGCCCCAACUACUGCAGUUACUUCAGGUUCAAGCGAACCUGCUGGAUCACUGCACCAUCAGAAGGGUGUACAUUUGCAUAAUAAAAAUUCAGCUUCAAAUACACUACAAAAAGCAGAAAAGAUGAACCAGACUAGUUCCCAACCUUCCUCUAAGAUCAACCAGAAUCAUCCAUCAUCCAUGUGCCCACCUGCACCUUCAAGUUCACCUGCAACACUAAGUGAUGAAGAGCUUGCUUUACUUUUGCAUCAAGAACUCAACAGCUCUCCUAGAGUACCUCGUGUACCACGUGUUCGCCAUGCAGGUAGCUUGCCUCAGUUGGCUUCUCCAAGUGCGACAAGCAUGCUAAUAAAGCGAACAUCUAGUUCUGGAGGAAAGGAUCAUGGUUUGGUAACUAGAAGAAAAAACAAGGAUGCUCCCAAAGAUGGGUUUCGAAAUUCUCGUGAACUUGAUGAUGAAGCUAAAAGGAUAGAUAGAGUGACAAUUUCUCAUGAUCAGAGAAGACAAGACAUAGCAUAUACAGGUGAUACAUGUUCCAAAGGGGAGGAUGAUGGGUCUGCAACAGCAGCACAGUCCUCUAAGAAGAAUAUCCCCUCUACCUCUGCCGGAACUGCAACCAGUUGUCCAUCUUCAUCCACUGAAGCUAAUGAUCAAAAUUUGUCGUCUAUCCGCAGUUCACCUAGGAAUACCUCUGAUGACGAUACAGGCACACUUGCUGGCCCUGUUCAUCGUACUUUACCAGGUUUGAUCAAUGAGAUUAUGAGCAAAGGAAGGCGUAUGACAUAUGAGGAGCUCUGCAAUGCUGUGCUACCGCACUGGCACAAUUUGAGGAAGCAUAACGGAGAGCGUUAUGCAUACACUAGUCAUUCACAGGCUGUUCUUGAUUGCCUGAGGAACCGACAUGAAUGGGCUCGGUUGGUUGAUCGUGGUCCAAAGACAAACUCAAGCCGGAAAAGACGCAAGCUUGAUGCUGAAGAGCUGGAGGAUAAUGAGUAUGGCAAAGGAAAAACUGUAAAUCAGGUAGAAAGUAAAAGCCUUGAAUCCCAGAGAGAAGACUUUCCAAAGGGAAAAAGAAAAGCUCGAAAACGUAGGAGACUAGCUCUUCAAGGGAGAGGAAUAAAGGAUAUCAGGAAGAGACGGAAAGCAGAUAUGCUUAGUGAUGAUGAAAUUGGAACAUCUUCUAAUUCCAGCGAGGAGAGCAUGUCGAGUGAGGAUGAGGUUCAGGGAGGUGGAGCAUGUCCAGUAGGAAGUGAGACCUCUGCUAGUUCAGAUGAGGCAGGGACCACGUAAUUUUGAAAGGUUCAGCUUUUCAUCUGAUUUUGAGAGUUGAGGAGGCCUCUAUCAAGUGGUCUUCUUGCAUGUCAAUUGGCUUCAUACAACACGGUUGCAUGGAUUUUUUUUUUUUUUCGGAGUUACUGUAUAGAGCCUGGAAGAUGCUGAGUUGUUGGACCGAUGUGUUCUUCUAAGUCGUGGUAUAUGCUGAGUGAUGUACGGUAGUUGGAUGAACAUUGUGGUCUGAUCUGACUGAAGGGUGGAAAAGCUGGUACCAAGCUGAUAUAAAAAUUUGUAACACUAGGAGUGUAAAUAUGAAUGCUAUUUUCCGUUUUUGGGUGACUGUGACGUUAGUGCCUAGGACUUCUGAGCAUUGCUAUGUUUGAGGCAAUAUAGGCUUUUUUUAAAAUAAGGUAUUAGAUUUUGGCAAGUAACCGGGAAUAGCUUACUUUGCUGGUAAAAAAUGUGGAUAUGGAUUUCUCAAGUUCACCA
Messenger RNA from Ziziphus jujuba (common jujube), 4292 nucleotides. RefSeq lists its product as uncharacterized. The record is from RefSeq and is a predicted model, not a curated record. Bases 396 to 3818 code for a protein of 1140 amino acids. Lineage: Eukaryota; Viridiplantae; Streptophyta; Magnoliopsida; Rosales; Rhamnaceae. The transcript is spliced from 8 exons.